UUGCUUGGCUAGUGUCGCGAUUCUCCGAUCCAUCUAUAACUCGUUCCGCCUAAAUUAUUAUAAUCCAAAGGUUGUAAUAACCAACUGCGCAAGCGCGGCAAUUGUUGGCCCUUUUCGGUGGUUUUCCUUUUGAUAUUUGAUGUAUCACCAGUUCAAAGGAAAUAUAGUCGACUCUGGACGUAUUCGACCCAUCAUCAGUUUACCGGACAAAAAACUCGGGACUUCGUUUUUGGUUCGAGCGUUGCGGUGUGAUCGACCCUUCCGAGGUGACAAACUGAACUGCAAUAAAUACAAAAUAUCAUCAAACAAACCAGGAAUCCAGGAAACCAGGAAACCAGGAUGCCACCACCCUCAGAAGCCAGAGCGAACGCCCGUGCUUCGAAAUCAUCGGCAUUUGGACGUGGUGACGCCGGUGCCAGUGCUUGCGCACGUCAUUGCGAUGGACGGUGUUACACUGAGACCAACACAUCAACAAACUACAACAAACAGACAAACUCGCCACGCUAACCAACACUCAGAAUGUCAGAUCCCUCACACGCCAACGCCAGCGCCGACGCUUCGGGGUCGUCGUCGUCAGGAAGUGGUGACGCCAGCGCCAAUGCUAGCGCAAGUUAUUGCGAUGGACAGUGCCACACUGAAACCAGUACAUCCACAAGCACGUCGGGAGAUGCGAAUGCGACAGCCUCAGCUAACGCAACUUGCGACUCUAACACCGGAUCCGUAUCCGCAGAUGCGAAUGCGAGUGUUAAUACAGGAGGUCGAUAAACCGUUCUACGUAUUUUUGUUUUGUUUUUUAUUGUAUUAGGUC
Molecule: messenger RNA, 808 nt
Organism: Gigantopelta aegis
Lineage: Eukaryota; Metazoa; Mollusca; Gastropoda; Neomphalida; Peltospiridae
Exons: 3
Coding region: 140-805 (221 amino acids)
Source: RefSeq, a predicted model, not a curated record